This is a messenger RNA of Lingula anatina, 2358 nucleotides long. RefSeq lists its product as uncharacterized. The record is from RefSeq and is a predicted model, not a curated record. NCBI's taxonomy places the organism in Eukaryota, Metazoa, Brachiopoda, Lingulata, Lingulida, Lingulidae.
CAGGUGUAUAUAAGGGCGUGUGGACAGCAGCAUGCAGACUGCAGACACCGGCCUCGAGUGUACAACACUGUCGACCACAAGGCACUCGAACGCUAUUGAAAUUUGAAAUAAGAUUUUUGACGGUGACAAGAUACGAUCGAGUUUAAGAUGGCUGAGGCCAGUGAGGACAAGCAGGCAGCAAAGAAAGUUGAGGACAGUUUGAUUGCUAUGACUAAAGGGGAGAGCAACACCAAUCUCAAUAUGGAACUUGUAAUGAGACCUUAUGCAAACUGGGAGCAUUUCCUGUCUCCAGCCCCAAUGUCAAUUGCCUUGUUAGGGCAACUGAUGAUAAUAGCAAGUGAGACUGACUUCUCCCUGGCUAAAAAUCCCCCAACAGAAGGUUUUCAACACAUGAAGCAUCCUUCAUCUUUUCGAGCGUCAUUAUUACAAGUAUCCAAUGCUGUCUAUGAGGCAUUUGACCAGGCUAAUUCCAGUAUGGACCAGAUUCGUAUCCGUACAUUAACACUCCCUUCAGAAGUAAAGAAUGCCUUGAAGAUCAUAAUAGCAGGUGAAAAUAAUGAGAUCAAAAGAAUUGUGCCCAGUAAACUUGCGAGGAUUAAAGAGGCAGCAGACAAGUGUCUUCAGUUCGCAAAAGAAACAGAGUCCAAGUUUGAAGGAGUGAUGUUGCUGACAGCUGAAAUCCUGGAGGCAUGCACCAAAACCCAGGGUGAAAAUGAUCAGGAGGUGGCUACCACUCUCACUACCAUAAAACAUUUGAAAGAAAGGGUGGAGAAAUAUAAACAAGAACAACAAAAUGACCAGAAAGACCUGCAAGAACUGAAAGCAGAUGUCCAAAAUGCCCACAAGCAGAUAGAAGCUGCCAUGGAUGGGCUGCCCUCUGCUUGGGAAACCUUGGGAAUGUCUGUCAUAUCCACAGUUACCACUGGUCUUACACACAAGUUUAGUGGGAUGUUAGGGUGUGUAGCAACUGUAACAACUCAGUUAGGACCACAGAUAAUGGAAACUGCAAAAGCAAUUGCUAAUUCCGGCCAAUUUCCUACUUUGACCCCUGAUCAGGCCCAGCCAAAAACAACAGCCAGACAAAAGGCUGAUAUAAAUGUAUGCAUGAAACAUUCACAAAUAUUAAUUUAUGCUAACAUUCUUAGCAGCUUUAUCAUCGAAAUGGAAUCAGACAGUGAGCAGGAGACUAAGCUCAAACUCUCUGAAAAUAUACACAACAUUGACAAAGGUUCAAAGUAUGUGGAGCUCCAAUUCAAAACCCUUAUAGAAGAAGUGCAGAGAGAAAUUGAUGCUGAUGAAGGAGUCAGAGGUAUUGCCAUUGAAAUAUGUAAGACAGGAGAAAAAAUUGCCCAGGACCUUACCAAACUCAAUUGUGACAUGGACCAGCAUCAAAAUGAGAUCAAAGAAAUUGACAGACAGGUAAAACAGAUGAAAAGAGAGGCACAGUUGUUUCAAACACUUGCAAUGAAAAAGCUUCAAGCGCUCCCAAUUCCUUCCACCACACCACAACAUGCUGGAGCACAAGAAAAGUGUGGGUUGGCAGCAGGGCAAAAUGUCUUGAUUGCAAGCAUUGAGGCUGCACGUUUUAAGACAGAACAGGCAAUGAGUCUUCUGAAGAAUGCUGAAGAACGGCAUGAAAAAAUGGCUAAAGAUAUGAAGGAAAAAAAUGAGGCUGCCAUGAAUCUGAUGCAGGAAAUGUCAAAGCAAGAUGUACGUAGGCUGGACUUGGAAACCAUCCGAUCCGUUCUAUUUCGUGGAAUGAAGGCUUUGGCAAGCAUAAGGGACCAAUGGGCAAAGCUUGUUGAGUUCUUCAAAAUGAUGUCCCAUAUAAUGGAAUGUGCUCUAACAGUAUCCCUUGAAGAGUUCACCAACACUGUGGAUGGAAGCUGUGGAGACAAAAAAGUGGGCACUUUGACCCUUUCCCAUGCUGUCCGUGAUGUGCUAUUUGAAGAGGCUUACAUGGCCAUCAAGAUCAGUCACCUGGUCAACAUGCUGUCCACCACAUAUUGUGAGGUUUCAAAGGACCACAUCAUGGGCCGUAUUGGGGUCCUCUACCAUAUUGUGGCAAUGGACCCAAAAUACCAAUUAGAAGAUAUGAAAUAUCACCAAAGACAACUUCUUGAUGGUUGUCAGGAAGCUCAGAGGAAGAUCCAAGAGCUUGCUUGCUCCAACGCUGAGGAGUUUCAUGCCACCAUCCAAGAAAGAAUUAAUCGUAUUGAGCAUGAAGUCAGCGCUUUGCUGCCUCCCCCAGCAACCCCCGAAGAAGCUGCUGCCAUAGAGCAGAAGAGAGCUGAAAUCAAGGAUGUCAUUGCAAGAGCUGACCAGGAAGAAGAUAAAAAUUUAGCUGAAUGGUUGUAA